Molecule: messenger RNA, 1727 nt
Organism: Eupeodes corollae
Lineage: Eukaryota; Metazoa; Arthropoda; Insecta; Diptera; Syrphidae
Gene: Nup50
Product: nuclear pore complex protein Nup50
Exons: 2
Coding region: 155-1540 (461 amino acids)
Biological process (GO): protein import into nucleus
Cellular component (GO): nuclear pore
Source: RefSeq, a predicted model, not a curated record
UGUUUUAUCAACUUUUCUAGUUUAGCUUAUAGCAGAAAACACAUUUUUUCGUUAGCGCGGCCUUGGCCUUCGUUUCAUGAGAAAAAUUAUUAUAAAAAAGUUAAAAUAAUAUAAAAUCUAGACAAACACUUAACUAAAUUACAAGUUUCUUAAAAUGUCGGCUUCAAGCAAGCGUCGUGCAACAUCAGAUUUGAAUCACGACAAUUGGGAUCGUGAAAUUGAACCAGAAAAUAAGGGAACCUUUCAAACAGCACCAGAAGAUGAACUCAAGAACCGAGUCAUACGUAAAGCACAUAGAAAACUAACCGGCACAAGUGAUGCUGCAAACAAAACGCAGGAUUCUAGCGAUGGAGGACAACCCAAGAGCGUCUUUAGCGGUUUUACGGGUUUCGGGAAGACACCAUCAACUGCAACAACGGCAUCAACGCUCUCCUCACUUUCUUCCCUUGAUUCCACAAAGAAACCCGAAGAAACCAAGUCCUCUACAAACACGUUUUCUUUCCUCAACAAGUUCGCGCCUGCUGGUUCCUGUGGGUCGGAAGCAAAGGCCGAUAAACAACAAAAUAACAGCUCCAUCCCGUCGGGUGCCGGCGCCGAAGACAAAGCCUCCUCAAACAACAACAAGUAUAACUUCGAAAAAUCAAACGACUAUUACUCCAAACUCAAGGGACUCAAUCAAGCGGUAUCCUCAUGGAUCAAGACACACGUGGACAAGAAUCCUCUAUGUUUGCUGACACCAAUUUUCAAGGACUACGAAAAAUACCUCGCUGAAAUCGAUAAAACCGAAGGACUUGCGAAAACCGAAAGCGGAUCCCAAUCACAGUCACAGUCUUCUUUAAAUAAUUUUAAGUUUUCCGCCACUCCGUCGUCAUCCGCCAACAUAUUCUCCUUUGGCAACAAGCCCGCUGCUGACUCAGUAGAUUCCAGCCGAGAGCCCAAGAAGUCAUCAAUCUUCGGAAGCUCUACCCAGAGCCCCGAAGACAAACCCAAACCUACAACCGGAAUUGGUUUUGGCUCGAAGAGCGACAGUGCUCCAUCUGUCUUCAAUACGCCUAGCAGCACAGGAUUUAUGUUCGCCGGAGCGAAGCCGUUCUCCUUCGGCAACAUCCAGCCACCACCAGCUGCCGCCCAGCCUGCUUCUGCUGAUGAUAAAGAGAACGGCGACGAAGAAGACGAACCCCCAAAGGUGGAAUUCAAGGCUGUUGUGGAGGAAGAUAGUGUAUAUUCAAAACGUUGCAAGGUUUUCAUUAAAAACGAUGGCAAUUUCACAGACCGCGGAGUCGGCACUUUGUAUCUCAAACCCGUAAAAGAUUCAGACAAAAAACAACUCCUUGUCAGAGCCGAUACCAAUUUGGGCAACAUUUUGGUCAAUCUAAUUCUGAACGACUCAAUUCCAACUCAACGAAUGGGAAAGAAUAAUGUGAUGCUGGUGUGCAUACCAAAUCCUGAAACUGAAAAGCCAACACCUAUGCUGUUGCGAGUGAAGACAUCUGAAGAAGCAGAUGAACUUCUGGAAACCAUUGACAAAUAUAAAAAAUAAAAUGUCUUAACGAGAGAAUUUAUUUUGAAGGAGAAUGCAGGCGUAUUUUUGAUGCGCUUAAGCCCAACUUAAGAUUGACAUUUGUAUUGUGCUUAAUUUCAGUCCCACAGCCCACAUUGAAUUGUUGUUUUUUUUUUUGGUCCCUUGUAUUUAUAAAUUUAAAACAAUAUAAUAAAAAUCGUUUUCA